GCUUCCAACAUGACUCAAAAUGGAUGUGCACUUCUCCACUAAACGGCUAUUCAGGGACUGAACGAAAACAACAAAAUCACACUAAGUCUUUGUGAGACAUCUGUUAAGGUUUCAGCCAUUUUGGACCAUAGAGAAUAAUUCCACUAUGUCAAGCUUCAGGCCUUGGUUGUGAUUGUGGCGCACACCACACGCACCUGCAUGGGGAGGAUGGAGAGCGAUUGCAGGAUCCCCAUGUCGUGUUUGAGGCCCAGAAUCCUGGCCUUGCAUGCACUCUUCUGGGUUUUGGUGUCUCUCAGAGUGUUUGGUGCAACUCUGCUGAGUGAGGAGAAGACCACAGUGGCCAGGCCGGUAACCACCCCCUGUUGGCAAAUGGAGGAGUUUGUGGUUGCAGUGGAAUGUUCCCGGUGCAACACUUUCCAGUCGAAGUCGUGGGCAGCAUGUAUUCAGACGGGAUACGUGGAGAGGAUCAACUGCACCAAGUCUAAUAAAGACGAGUACAAGAGCUGCCGCUCUACCCUGAUGGAGGAACACCUUUUCUGGAAGUUUGAAGGAGCCAUGUUGGGCCUCACCAUACUGUUCGCACUCAUAGUGGCUGCUAGGCAACGUUCGCUGGACCGGCUUGCCUCUGAGAAAGUCCGCAGGCAGAUCGAGUCCAUCUAGCACAGUACAACAGAGUGAAGAGACUAGUGGAACUCACCAUGGUGGCUCAUCUCAACAUUUCAAACUGUUAAGAAUUACCACAGCCGCUUCAUUUCAACAGCAUGGGGGUCUGGAGAACGUAAUGUCCAAUGGGCCAGACUUACUGGAAAACGGUUUCCCUUUUUCGGGGGGGGGUUUGUUGAAGUAAUUAGGCCUGACAGUAACAAGCUUAUAAAUUCAAGAUUGACAGUGAAACUUUAACCCGCCAAAGCACAAAUGAUGAACAGUGUCUGGCGUUUUGUCAAUGGAAUGAAUAUCCCUAAAGGGAAUGGCUCGCAGGAAACUUGCAGUACUUUGAUCUAGACAAAGUAAUGAACGGGAACUGACUGCAUUCUAAGUAGCAGACAACUGGUGGAUUAGUUCAAGCCACAUGCAUUUCUUUGACAUUUUUUUGUGUUUGGGGGGGGGGGGGUUUAAAAAGUGGAUUGAAACCUGUGUUGAUUAUACAAAAUUGUCUGACAAAUGCCAGAGAUGUUUCUGGCACAUGUUUCUGUUCUCUGAGAGAACCAAUAAUCUCAUCUAGUGUCAAAUGCCCUGUCUGACUUGGAAACAUGGCCUAAUAACUAGGUCUGUGACUCAAGUGGAUCUAGAAUCUGUCUUAUAGUGGGAUGAGUGUUGCAGUGUACUGUUGUAUGAGUUUCAUGCUGCAGUGCUGUUUUUCACCUCCGUGGGAUUCAUAUUUCCAAGGUUCAGUAUUGGUGUUCUGCCAAAAGUCUAUAAUCACUAGGUGUGAAAGGUGAAAAUAUUGUGUGUUUGGAGAUUCCAGGCAUGGUUCUAAACGCAGACACUGACAUUUGACUACUUUUUGAUAGAGUAUAGUGUUAUCCAAUACACACAAAUGACACACUGCACAUAUUUCUUUCUGUGUUCAUUCAUUUAAAAACUGAUGGAGAUUCACUUUUUUUGACUCCUCUAGUAGGCUCCUAGUAACUUGGGCUCUGAGCUCAGUGAUUGCCAGUAUUUUUAUGAUUUUUAUCAUGGUUUUACAUUUCAACUGUAGAUAAUGUAUUUUUAGGAAUUAUGUGACGUGUUUUCCAGCCUCAGCAACUCUCAAAGAGUUGAAUUCUGCAAGAAUAAAUGGAGAAUCGGAAAACACUUAAUCUGGGUUUUUGUUGUAAUUAAAUAGGGUAACACUUGACACCCAGCGACAUGACACUGUCAUAACAGUUGAUAUAAUCUGUUAUAUGGUCAUGACGUAUACAUUUACGCCUGUUGCGACAUAUUGCAUGGCUGGUUAUGACACAAGUGUCAACCCACAUUUAUGCAAAUGUUUUUCUUAACCCCGCCCAGAAUUUCUUUCGUUUGAAAGUUUGUUUCUUAACUCUUGUUGUAAUGAAUUCUUUAGUCAUGUUUUUUCCCCAUUUGAAAUAACUUGCAGAUAAUAAACUUUAUGACACUGUCAUGAAACA
Messenger RNA from Salvelinus namaycush (lake trout), 2108 nucleotides. RefSeq names its product protein JTB-like. Bases 199 to 660 code for a protein of 153 amino acids. Lineage: Eukaryota; Metazoa; Chordata; Actinopteri; Salmoniformes; Salmonidae. Gene Ontology annotation, cellular component: cytoplasm; spindle; membrane. The transcript has 6 exons. Gene Ontology annotation, biological process: mitotic cytokinesis. The record is from RefSeq and is a predicted model, not a curated record.